UGUCUCUUUGAAUGUUUGCGCCAAUUGUUUACAUAAUUAUUGACACAAUUAUUGAUAUAAUAGUUAACUUAAUAUUUAAUUGAUUGAUAUUUUGGUGAUUAAGUCAUCAAUAGUUUUGUGACAACUAAUGGAUGGAUACAACAUUUGAUCGCUUUGUAGACGAGUGGACACAUGUAUGGCAACAAAUCAUGGAUAAGUUGAUUGAGUUGAAAGAGUGGCAACAAAUGCAAGAAGAAGUGAUUCAAAGGAUUCACACCAAUCGCCAAAUGAAACCAAUAAAUGAAGAAGACGUUGAUUCUGAUCCAGUCGUUGACAAUAACUCACACAUAAAACAGUUAUUACAACCAAUAGAUAAACAAAUGAAAACAUGUUUUAGUGAUGAAUCUGUUGAAGACGUGAGAGCAGAUGAUAAUGAUUUCAAUAUAAGUCAGACGAGUGAUAACAUUAGUUUUAACCAAUCAUUUGCUGAAGAUUCGGUAGUUGUUCCCGGAAUUGAUGGCAAAAAUGUCAAGACAUUCGAACAAUUACUUGAUCUCAGACUUAAUGGCCAAAAAACUGACGAAUCGGUGGAAACAAUACAAAAUAAACCGAAAAAACCUUUUCUUCGUAAAGGAGAAGGAGUUAAGAGAUUUGCGCCGAAAAAUAGUGGCAAAAAACGGACAACAAUUACCAAAGUAUUACCAGAAAGUGAUAAUAAGUUAUUGGAAAUAAAGACUUUUGUCCGUAAAGUAGAUACAAAUGUUUUAAAUAAAGUGAACACAAAUAGACAUCAAUUUAGAAAAUGCAAUAAAAAUGAAGAAAAACCACAAAUGAAGAAACCUGUGAACAAACCAGUUAUGCCAUUGACUACUAAAUUGGAUAAAAACCACAAAUCAGUUGUAAUCACCAGAAAUGCUCCGACAGUUAUUCAAGAUUUAGACGAUAGCGACGAAGUAUUGUUUGAUUGUUUGCAAAAAAUUUAUGAAAACAUAUCAAUUGAUGACAAUUCAAUUGAUGAACAACUAAAAGACAAAGACAUAAACGAAUUACAAGAUUUACUCAAAAAAAUUGAAUUAAAAAAGAAAAAUCUUAAGCAAAGUUGUAGUGAUAGUAAUGGAUUUAUUGGUGCUAACGAUAGACAAGUAACUGCUGAAUAUACAAGACAUUUGCCGGUUAAGAAAGAGGUCAAGAAAAGAGUUCAUUGGAGGUCUCAAGAUAUUGAAGAAAUUGAUAGUGAGGAACAAUCAUCAGAUUCAUGUGAAUUAUCUGAACCAAAAUGUGGCGCUUAUUCUUCAGCACUUAAACAUCAAAUCAAUGAUCUUGAAGAACGGUUAACGAGAUUGAAAAAUAGUAGUAAAGAGAAAAUAUCGGAUAAAAUACUUACAAAACCACAAUCAGUCGAUUCAGAUAUUUUGAGUCCAAUCAGUAAUGAACUUAAGAAACUGACGGAACAGAUUGAAAAACUAAACAAAAAGAUGAUUAGUAUUGAGUCGAAAUCAUUUGAUUUAUUUAGCGGUCAAAAACAUGAAAAGACAAAUCUUAAGCAAAAUGUUAAAGUGUUUCCCAUCAGAAGUGAAAAGACUUUGACAACCAAUGGACACAAUAUAUCAGUGAAUGAAAGACAAACUGAUACUACAAUUAAUUUUCCAAAUGGAGAUAAAAUGACUGUUUCUAAAGAUAAUACAAUUUUCUACACCUUUGCUAACGGUGCCACUCAAACAACAUAUCCGGAUGGCCUCAAAAUCAUUGAUUUCCCGAAUGGUCAGUCAGAGAAAAUACAUAAGAAUGGUGUCAAACAUAUCACUUAUGCCAAUGGUUUGCAGCGAAUUAUAAACCCCGACAGUUCUGAAGAAGUUCGUAUGACUGAUGGAACCGUUUGGAGAAUACAUUCGGAUGGCUCUGAAGUAUUAGAGUUUGCGAACGGAGACCGAGAGAUUAGAACCGAUAAGUUUAAGAGAAGAGAGUAUUCAAAUGGAAAUAUGAAAACAAUAUAUUCUGACGGAACUGAAGAAACCCGUUAUGUUUGUGGAAGACUUAGGAUUAAAGACAGAUUCGGUAAUCUUAUGGUCGACUCAAUGGUCAGACAUUUAAAUCAACACAUUUAAUGAAGUGAUUGAAUUUAAAGUGAAUUAACCGGUAAUUAUU
This is a messenger RNA of Oppia nitens, 2124 nucleotides long. It is a transcript of the gene Sas-4, whose product is annotated as centromere protein J-like. Gene Ontology annotation, biological process: cilium assembly; centriole elongation. The transcript is spliced from 4 exons. Gene Ontology annotation, cellular component: nucleus; centriole; centrosome. Lineage: Eukaryota; Metazoa; Arthropoda; Arachnida; Sarcoptiformes; Oppiidae. Bases 132 to 2084 code for a protein of 650 amino acids. Gene Ontology annotation, molecular function: tubulin binding. The record is from RefSeq and is a predicted model, not a curated record.